Molecule: messenger RNA, 1537 nt
Organism: Coniophora puteana RWD-64-598 SS2
Lineage: Eukaryota; Fungi; Basidiomycota; Agaricomycetes; Boletales; Coniophoraceae
Product: Zn-dependent exopeptidase
Exons: 6
Coding region: 43-1338 (431 amino acids)
Biological process (GO): proteolysis
Molecular function (GO): metalloexopeptidase activity
Source: RefSeq, a predicted model, not a curated record
AUCCACUACUCUGCAGAACCCACGUACCUAACGCGCGACAUCAUGAAGCCCACUGAGCUAGUCUCCUUCGUGACCUUAAGCCUCCUCGCGUCCAGGUCAUUCGCAUUCUCCUCACAAUCCCACGACCAGAGUGUGUUCUCUGCGGACAACGGUGCAGCAGCGGAGAUGGACCACAAGGCGUAUGUGGAAGGUCUUCUGGCAUUCCACGACCACGAUCCUGUUGCUGCUAUGAAGGUUGUGGACCCUGUCUACGGCGCUAUGUUGGACGAGCCUCGUUUGCUUGAAGUCUUUGGCCAGCCAAGGCAAUGGAUGACGGAAGGAGACAAGCUGCGUCUGAAGCAGGAGGGGUUGUCCUUCAUUGACCUUACCAACUUCGAAGUGUUUGAAGUGGACAGCGCGGUUGCGAAAGAGGUGAAGUCCUGGCCUGACAUUCACAAGCAAACGAAGGUCAACGAGGCCAUUUCUUUGCUUAACGUUGAUAAUCUGAGAAAGAAUCUUGAGACGCUCACGUCUUUCUACAACCGAUUCUAUCGGUCAGAAUACGGAGUCAAGAGUUCACGUUGGAUUUUUGACCAAGUGCUCGAGAUUGUCGCAAAUGCCCCACCUUCCACCCGCCUCUCUGUAGAAACUUUCCCCCACUCCUUCCCUCAAUCCAGUAUUAUCGCGCGUUUUGAGCCUGCCGGCGGUCGCGCGUCUUCCUCAUCACACCAGGACGUCCUCCCGCGGAUCAUCAUUGGCGCACACCAGGACUCUGCGAACUACAAGUUCCCGAUGCUCCCCGCACCCGGCGCGGACGACGACGGCUCGGGCACAGUCACGAUCCUCGAGGCAUUCCGCACGCUCGUGGAGGCGGGGUUCAAGCCCGCAGCGCCGGUUGAGUUUCACUGGUACGCAGCUGAGGAGGGUGGACUGCUCGGAAGCCAGGAGGUGGUGAAGGAAUACGUAGCUUUGGGCAAGAAGGUCGGCGCUAUGGUUCAGUUCGAUAUGACUGGAUACGUCAAACCCGGAACAACACCCACCGUCACCCUUAUCACGACGGAUGUUCACCCAUCGCUGACGAACUGGACACUAUCAUUAGCCGAGGAGUACUGUGAUUCCGUCGUCCAAGGGGCCAAACUCUUCCCCGGAGCCGGUUCGGACCACAUGUCAUGGCACCGAGCUGGAUUUGCGGCAACGGCUGCGACAGAGGCGGAACCGUUCAAGGAUCUCAACCCAUAUAUCCACACAGCUGACGACCGAUUGGACCUAGAAGAUGGCUCGUUCUCAUUUGAGCAUGCCUUGGAGUUUUCGAAGCUCGCAGUUGGCUUUGCUGUUGAGCUCGGCGGCUGGAUGGACUGAAGGUUGUCGACGUACAACCUGUCGUAGGGUAAAGCUCUCAAAUGCAUUUAUUAAUGCACGGGACUGCCGUUCGGUUGCCAUUCGUCAAGUUUUCACCAGGUAUUACAUAACGUACGGUCGUCACAUCCACAAGUAAUAUCAGAAGAAUGAACGUUAUGGUAUCGAUUUGUUGGUUGGUCGAUACUCAUCAACGUCGCCC